Messenger RNA from Passer montanus (Eurasian tree sparrow), 7152 nucleotides. It is a transcript of the gene DCLK3, whose product is annotated as doublecortin like kinase 3. Gene Ontology annotation, molecular function: ATP binding; protein kinase activity. Bases 101 to 2548 code for a protein of 815 amino acids. The transcript is spliced from 5 exons. The record is from RefSeq and is a predicted model, not a curated record. Lineage: Eukaryota; Metazoa; Chordata; Aves; Passeriformes; Passeridae. Gene Ontology annotation, biological process: intracellular signal transduction; protein phosphorylation.
CCCGCUCCCUGGCUGCCCUCGCAGGCGUGAGGCGGCGCGGAGGGAGCGUGCGGUGCUGUGCGGGCAGCCCCUGGCCGGAGUCCAGCCGAGCCCCCGCACCAUGCCGGCCGCCGCGCCGCCCCCGCUCCACUCCGCGGCGGGCGCCUGCUGCCACUGCCAGGGACGCCAAGGCUUGUUGGACCAUUCGCCACGCAACACAGGCUCAAAAGUAAAAGAGAGGAAACUGCAUGGGACUUGUCCUCCUGUUGGCCGUGGAAACUAUGAAAAACCAUGUUUGAGUGAAAGCAGCCACAGGUCCUCAUUUUUCAGUCCCCACAAUGGUUUUCACACAAUACAUUCAGAGCACAGUCCUGUGAAGCCAAGGAUAAUUACAGUGGUGAAACCUGGGGGACGCACGCUCAGGAGGAUAACCUUGCUUCUCAACAGGAGAUCAGUCCAGACCUUUGAGCAGCUGAUGGCUGACAUUUCAGAAGCUCUGGGAUUUCCUCGUUGGAAGAAUGACCGUGUGAGAAAGCUGUACAAUCUGAGAGGCAGAGAAAUCCGAAGUGUUUCUGAGUUCUUCCGGGAAGGUGAUGCGUUCAUAGCUAUGGGAAAGGAGCCCCUCACUUUGAAGGACCUGGAGGUGGUAUUACAGGAACUUUAUCCUGAAAAUCCUUAUGCUGCCAGUGCUGCCAUUCAGACAAAUGAGGAGCAGUCCCAAAAACUGAAGGGCAGGCUGUAUGACAAAGCCUCGAAAGUAGACAGUGGCUUUGAUGAGACAGAAAUGACCAAGAACUGCAGUGAUGGCUUGUCUUCCCAGCUGUUAGCUGGACAUGAAGGAAAAAGCCAAGCCAAGACAAAGCAAGAGGAAAAAGUGAGAACCAAAAAAAAGUGGACUAGAGAGAGCUGGGGUGGUGAGCAUGGAGUAAAGCCUUCUAGAAAAACACAAGAAAGUGAAAGGUACCUUAACCAUGAGAGGAGUUCUGAGGAAGGCCUAGAAGAGAGUUCUGAGGAGGUGCUGAGGUGUGAGAAAUGCGAACAGGAAAGGCAGGCCAGAGAAAAGUUACGGAGGGAAAGGCAGGCUGAGGCCUCGUUUGAGAACAGAGACUUGAACACAGGCAUGUGUCAGAGGUACCAUGUAGAAAGAAACACAAAAGCCAGGAGCUGCCGAAAGUCCCCUGAAACCUGUCUGGAGGGUGAGGAAGUUGACUGGAAAGAUAAUGGUGGUAGGAGGAUGUGGAAGCCACUACAUAGGGUUGUUAAUGAAGGGCUGGAGAAGCAAAAAAGGAACAUUGAGAAAGAAAGGGAUAUGGAGAAGCAUGAAAACCAUGGGAAGGAAGUAGUAAAAAUCAGGAAGAAUGCUGUAGAAGGGCUCCAGCUGUCUCAUGAAGUGAAGGAAGAUAAUGGAAGUAGCUGUGUAAUGAACCAAAGUGGCUGGCUAAAGAAAGACACUCUAAGGGAUGCUGAGAAAAUAUCUAAAACACAUAGAGAGGGCAGAGAGGGACAAAGGGCUAAAGAGGAAGCUGCCAGAAGAGAAGGGAAUGGCACAUGUAGAGAGAGUGACAUGACUCGACGAGAAAAAACAGGGGAGCGCCGAGUGAGUAAAGAAGACAACAAAACUCAGGGAUUGGGAAGCACAAGCCGGAGGCAUGCCAUUAAAAGCAGAACUGAUGUGGAAAAACACUAUGAGAUUGGCAGAACUAUUGGGGAUGGGAACUUUGCAGUGGUGAAGGAAUGUCGCCACUGUGAUUCCAAUCAGAUCUAUGCAAUGAAAAUUGUUGAUAAAUCCAAGCUGAAGGGGAAGGAGGACAUGAUGGAAAGUGAAAUCCUCAUUAUUCGGAGUCUCUCUCAUCCCAAUAUAGUAAGCUUAAUUGAGGUGUAUGAGACAGAAGCUGAGAUCUACUUAAUCUUAGAGUAUGUCCCAGGAGGGGACUUAUUUGAUGCAAUCAUAGAAAGUGUGAAGUUCACAGAGCAUGAUGCUGCUGUCAUGAUCACUGACCUGUGUGAAGCACUGGUUUAUAUUCACAGCAAGAACAUUGUCCACAGGGACCUCAAACCAGAGAAUCUCUUGGUUCAGCACAAUGCAGAUAAAACUACUACACUGAAACUGGCAGAUUUCGGCCUUGCUAAGCAGGUUACAAAACCCAUAUUUACUGUCUGUGGAACACCAACGUAUGUUGCUCCUGAAAUACUUGCUGAGAAGGGCUAUGGCCUCGAAGUAGACAUGUGGGCAGCUGGUGUGAUCCUUUACAUCCUGCUCUGUGGUUUUCCCCCUUUCCGCAGUCAGGACCGUGAUCAAGAGGAGCUGUUUCAGAUCAUACAGCUGGGUCACUACGAGUUCCUGUCCCCUUACUGGGACAAUAUUUCUGCAGCAGCAAAAGACCUCAUCACCAGGCUGUUGAUAGUGGAUCCCCAGAAGCGCUACACAGCACGUCAAGUACUUCAGCACCCCUGGAUCAGAACAGCUGGGAAAACUAACAGCAGGAAUUUGCAGAGGGAAGUGACAAUAAACAUCGAGCGCCAUUUCCGGGCCCAGCGCCGAAAGGAAGUUGUUGAUGAGAAUACAUGAAAUCUUUCAAGCUCAUUUUGUCUUCUUUUUAUUGAUUAACAAAUCAUUUAUGUUUUCUUUUCUAAAUGAAUUGGGAAUUUAAUGUGUAGCUGUUGGUGGCUAUUGCCAUACCUUUUUUUUUUGAUUCUGAGAUUCUGAAGGACAGAGAUCAAAUUCACCUCCUCUGAUGUUAAUUGGCAGUCUCGCUGUUGGAAGCAGUGGGGACUAGAUAAAUUUGGGCUUUUACAUCUUUUACACAUGUUUGCAUCUGUGACUCACACUAGUGGUGACUCUUCUCUCAUCCUUUUUGUAUGAUAUCCUCCAGGAUUUUCGUGUUUGUAAUGUUUUCGAAAUAGCUGUCUGCAUACACGUGUUGCACUAAUUCUUUAAACAAUCUUUUCACUAAUUCCUUCUAGCCACAGAGAAGGAAGAAUAAAAAGUAAAAAUAUUCUUUAGUGUAGGAUGUAUUAAAUAAACAGCCAGAUACUGCAUUUAUUAGGUUGUGAGGGAAUACAAACCUUUAUUGACUAAAUCUUAUGUUUUAUGUUAUCUCCCUUGGCAAUGUCUUUCAUUGAUUUUUCAGGGUAAUAGAUGGUUCAGUGUUCCUGGUACAAGAAAGUGGUGCUGUGUACUAUGUAGGUCUCAUUUGUUUUCAGAAGGUGGAAGAUAUGGUGGAAGAUAUAAUACCUUUUCAAGGUUCAAAUAAUAACAAGUUUCAAAUAGGUUUUCUUUCUACUCUGGGCAAUAGGAAGUUAAGCAGUUCUAAGGGCACUUUGCUUUUUCUCCCAAAAUCAUAAUUAUGGAGUGGUGACUCAGUAAUUUUUCCUUAUUGAGUUUUUUCCCUCUUGGAGACAUCCAUGUGCAUCUGUGACUUUUCCAUGCUGAUGGAGAAGAAAAAGCUGGGAAAUUGUGACUAAAGUUAACCCUUGCCUUCACAGUUUUCCUUUUAUCAACACACCUUUUCACUGUAGUUUAGAAUUGUUUUGUUUGUUUGGUUGGAUUUUUCCAUCUCUUGCCCUCACUGUGACCUUUUUCUCCUUGCUUCCAUGAGAAUAGGCAAUGGGAUGAAAUUAACUGAAAAUCCAACCUGAGGAAAAACAACUUGUUGGCUGUGGAAAGGUCUCCUGGGGGAAGCAUCAGAUGCUCUAUUGCAUGUGGUUUUUAAUAUUUUUAUUGGAUGCAGUUUUAAAGAAAUCCUGUGGGGGGAAAAUUACAGCCCAGAGAGGGGCCAUAACCUAGACCAGCUUUUGAAUCUCAGAACUUUUGAUUAAGUAAAUUAAAAAAACACUUGGGUUUUCCAUUUUAUAAUUCUUUGUCCUCAAGUUCCAUGUGCUAGCAAAUAAUAUUGAUGUUAAAAUAUCAGUUGUGUUUGCACUGAAUACACAGCCUGUAGAAAUGAAGAAGGGUGUUUUACACUUGGAGAGCUGCUGCUCUGCCUGUGUAUUUCAUAGUGAGAAAUGUCAGAAGCAUUUCAGAAUCAGUAAAACAUUUUCACAACUAUGUGAACCAGAAUAUUAUUUUUUGGUGAGUGCUAAUAUUUUGUGUGAACUUGCUGAAUAACCAAAAAGUGUAGGGUGCUGUCAUCAUGUUUCUGUUUCAUCGUGUGACUGUUUUUCUGCAAGAAUUAUGUAUAAAAGUAGAGAUCAUUUGACUCUUAAAGGAGAAUUGCACUUUAAAUUGAAUUAGCUUAUUUCUAAUACUUACUGGAAUAAGACUUGCUGUGGAGUUCAAGACUUGGUGAAACAAACCAGUCAAAUCUCUGCUGUAUGCCCAAGUAGUAGCUAUAUAAUAUGUCAUACUUCUGCUUUGGAGUCUCUGAGUCAGGAAGACUUUUUCUUUUCCUGAAAACAAGAAUGGAUUUAAGUGUUUCCCUGAGUUAAGGGAACCUAAUGUAACCUAAUGUUAUAAAAGCAUUGCAUCGUAUUUGAGUACUAGUAAUAAUGUAUCAUCUGUUAAUUUAAUCUAUUUUGGAUAGGAAACUGUGGAAAAAGAGCUUCUGAUGUGCAAUACUAUAUUUUGUAAUUAUCUUAUUUUUAAAAUAGUUGUUUAGGAGUAAAGUCUGAAGUGACAAAAAUAUUUAAUCAACAAUGAAUAUGAAAGUUUGGAGAUUGUGUUACAAGUUGCCUUUUUCAUCUUUAAGAACCUGUCUGCAGCCUUAUUCAUAGUGCAGAAGAUGGAGAAUUUGCUUGUAAUGAUUAUAAAAGUAAUUUUUUUUCAAUAAUUUUGUUUUUCUUUCAUGUUCUUUGUGUUCCAGACAGGCUAAACAUGGACUGUGCCAGGUGGUCACUGCAUGGCACCUGUAAGUACAGAUGCUGCUGUGGCAGUGCUGUGGCACAGGUUUGUCAGUGUUGCUAGUAGAUGUGUGGCAUUAGGCCCUCCUCCUUCAGGUUGGAGGCUGAAAAAGCUUCCAGGUGCUUCUCAGGGUUUUUACUUCUUUCUUUCUUCCUCUCCUACUUCAUUAUUCCUUCUUUUCUCUUGUUGCUUCCAGUGUUCUUGCUCUAUCUCUGUGCUGUCCAAGGGAGUCCAGGUCCCCAGACAUUAUGGUUUAAUUUACUUAUAGCAAUGAAAACCCAUAUGAUUUUGGAGAGCUCAGCCUCAAGCUUUGCUUGCAGAUGUUGAAAGUAAUAUUAAGCAGGACUAAGACAAAAAGAGGUGAAAAUCCCCUCUCAUCUCCUACUGCCAUUUCUCAGGCUUUUCUUUUCCCUCUGUGUGACAUUCCAAUGCAGACCUGAUCUUCAUGCUCUGUAAGAGGGUUUGUAAUAUAUGAACCAUGUUCACACUCCGUGAUUGAGGAUUAUCACUGUUCUUCCUUUCCUGAAGUUUUUCUAAUGUAUUUUGUCUCCUUGUGUCCUGGAGUCAUCUUCCCCUUAAUAGUUUUAUUUCUUGAUUUGUUCCUUUCUCUACAGUAUGUCUGAGGAAGCUCAAAGCUGGGGGAGAUUGUAGACUCAGAGCAAAUUCCUGCUGAUUUGUUCAGAAAAAGAAAUAUCCCUUCUUGCACUUCCUUAAGUCUUUGUGGGUUAGAUUCUCGUAUGGCUUUAUAUUCCACUGAAAAUAAAACAAGUGGAACAAGUGUCCUCAUCCCUUUAAAUACUGACAGUGAAGAGAGUCUGAAUAUAUCACCAAGAAAAACAACCAAGAGCUAAGUGCAAAAUAUUAAUUAAUAUUGCAGACCUCAACAGGAAAGUUCCACUUCCGAUUUGCUGGGUCUAAGGCAAUAGAAGGCAAGAACCUCUUUGCUGUAAGCUUUAGCAAAUCAGCUGAGUAGGAAUCCUUUCAUGCCUCUUAAAAGGUGGUGUUUGAUUCCUAACUCAUAAUGCAGAUCCUGAUUAAGUUCUAGUUAUUCCAGGAUUAUUUUUGUACUAUCUGGUAUUGACUAUUCAAAAAAUAUUCUCCUUUUAGAAACCAGUGGCUCUCCAUCAUCUUUAACCAUUGACUUGGCUCUUCUUUAGUUGGUUGCAGCUUUUAAGCCUGAUUGCAUAUUUUCAUGCCCUAACUGUAAUAUUUCUCAGACUUGAAGCAAGCAAAAACAUCCAGGCAUGUAGAAUUGAAUCAAUGUUUCAUUUGGUAGUAAAACACAUGCCUAAGAGAAAGAGCUGGUGAAAUCUUCACAUGCUAAUAAUGUUACUAAUGGUGAAAUCUUCACAUGUUAAUAUGUUUUUCUUCAGGAAAUUCUGGCCUUAGAAAUGGGAAUGAGCAAAAAUUUUGAAAGUAUUUAGGCAUGUGAAACUGAGAAAAAGACUGGUGCUUCACACUGCAUGGUGCAUAACUGCCUGAAAAUUAACAAUGGGAAUUUGGUCAUUGCUCUUAUAUUUGGUCUCCUAAUAUUUUCAAAUGUGUGCCCAGGAGACCUGUGAUUGAAGCUUGUCAUGACAGCAGAGACUGUUUCCUCUGAAACACAGAUUUUUAUUCAGGGACCUUCUUAAUCUAAGAUUGUUCAGCAGCCAUGUGGAAUAGCUGGACUCAAACACCAUCAAAUUGGCCACCUUGCUUCUGACUGGAAUUAUUGGUGGAUUUCCUGUAUCUCUGUUACUGCAGUUUUUGGCUAUAGGGUGAUGGAGGGAUAGUGGGAUGUUAUCCCCUGAGCUUAGGCUCUUGGGGUUUGUUCCUCUUGUUAAAGUGAACUUUGAGGAGUCGACUGCUUGCUUUUUGGCAAGUACCCAGAUUUGGGGAAGUAUUCAGUCUGCUUGAAAUUAUAGUAAAUUUGCUGUGCUUAUAAAGUGAUCUUCCCAAAGACACAUAAGUUUCACUCUUAACUAUUUUUCCUAUAAUUUCUUCUAUCGCCUGGAUUUCUUUUAAUUUAAGCAAUGUAAAGCAAAUGCUUUUUAUGUUUCUGGGCAUGCAUUUUUCUGUCUUUCCUAAGUCCACGAGUAAUAUUUCACUGUUGACAUUCUUGUUCCUGAAAGGAAUUAUGGGCACUUUAACUGGGCUGACAGUGUAUAUUGGCACUGUUUGUUCUUCAAUAUGGUUUAUUUGUAACUUGGCUGAAGGUGUAAUUUUCUAAAUUAAAAUACAUUGUAGACUUCAGCAGAAAAGUUGUUAUUCCUUCACCUGUACCUCCAAUAAAGGUAAAUUAUACAGUAAAUGUUAUGUUUCAGUUCUUUCCAAUAAAUUGGGAAACAAAUGUG